Messenger RNA from Onychostoma macrolepis, 2766 nucleotides. RefSeq names its product cortexin-3. Bases 416 to 703 code for a protein of 95 amino acids. The transcript has 2 exons. The record is from RefSeq and is a predicted model, not a curated record. Lineage: Eukaryota; Metazoa; Chordata; Actinopteri; Cypriniformes; Cyprinidae.
AGUACUUACCACACAUUUUACAAGAUCAGAUGCUUGUCAGUGGUGCUCAGGAUCUGUAAAUCAAUCGCCAUCAUCCUCAGUCAUCUCUCCUUACUCUGUUUAUGUGGUAAGUGAAAUCUUAUGUACUGUAAUGUAACAGGCUACCGCUAGCAAGGAGCUAACCAUGUCCCUUUAGUUGCUUGCUUGUUAUUUUAUUAGAACGCAUUAUUUGCUUUCUGUGUCUUUCUGAAUACAGACACCAACCCAUCCCUGCACUUCACAUCCCCUGCACAGCCUGGAACAUAACAUUUAUUUCCAUGAUCUGCCAUUUUUGCUCUUGUCCUCGCUUGUUUCUUCACAAUACCUGCAGAACUUCUGAUGGUUCGGCUGGCGGCUGGCAUAGAACAUAGAUGAGGUCCAUGUGGAGGAUGUGAGGAUGCGCAAGCGUCUGCUGUGGGACGAGCCGCUGCAGAUCUCCUGGCUGAUGGAGGCCGAGCCGUUCACCUCCUCCCUCCAGACGGGGGGUCCUGUGGCGGGCGCCAGCAUGACCCUGGAGCAGAAGACCACCUUUGCCUUCGUCAUCUUCCUCUUCGUCUUCCUCUGCAUGCUGAUCGUGCGCUGCUUCCGCAUCCUGCUGGACCCCUACCGCAGCAUGCCCACCUCCACCUGGGCCGACGGUCUGGACGGCCUGGAGAAGGGCCAGUUUGACUACACUCUGGCGUAGACAGACAGACAGACACACACACGCACACGCAUGCACGCACACAUGCACACGGACACACUAGCCGGGUUUCCAUCCAAAGCUGCGAAUUUAACUUAUGUGCAAAACUGGAAUAUCGCAUAAAACAUUUGCAAACGAGCACCGUUCCAUCCAAUGAGUCAAAGAGAACAAAAUCGUCACUUCCUGGUUAACUGGCAAUUGGCCUAUAGAAAACUAGGAUAAGCUACUGAAUAUAAUAAUUUUCAUAUAUGAAAAAUUAAUUGCACCUCAGAGCGAGCAGACGAAACACAAUAAAUGCUGUCAUUGCUUUCGGAGGUUAAUGCUGCUGUUUGGGAAGACAGUUGUGUAAGACAAUUACACAGAAAUACUUUGAUGACAGACUUUGCUCACGCAUUUCAGAACGACCAUAACAACAUUUCAGAUGCUGUGGAACGAGAUCAGUCUGCUGCUAGUCAAGUUAUCCCGUCUCAUAGCGCAAAGUCACAUGACUUUUUGGAUGCACUUGGAGGAAUUUAUUCGCAAAAUGCAUGUUCAUCUCCCAUUAUUUGCAUUAACCCUUUUUUUUAACCCUUUAAGUCAAAAUCCACCUCAAGCGAGGACAAAAACUUUUUUGCAAAUUAAGUGAUUUUUAUUCGAAAUUUGGCGUUUCCAUGACUCAUUUCUCAUGCGAUACUUCAAAAUGCGCAUUAAAACAGGGUGAUGGAAACCCAGCUACACACACACACACACACACACACACACACUCACUCACACACUCUCACACACACUCCUGCAUAGCGCUGGACAUCCUGAAGUCAUACACAAACACAUGUAGAAGUACAUCAAGAAUACAGUAAUUCUGCAUAUGAGCAGCCCUGCCACAAGCUUGUGAAGAUGACUAACACACACACACACACACACACUGCACUCACUGCCAUCCACAUACACCAGAUGUUGUUUGAGAAGAUGAGUGUGCAGUGCUUUAUUCCAGGCCAAAUGGAUCUUGAGCUCUUAUUAGCGCUGAGACACAGGGUAGCCCCUCUUUUGUAUCCUCCCAAAACCACAGGCCUCCUUUCCUCAUGUAUCUGUGCUGUCGUUAACUGCCAAGUACAACUCUCUAGAAGAGAAGCUCUUUCUAAGACCGUUUAUAAGCACUUCAUAUGACGCUUUUGUCGAAAUAGCCUUAAAAAAAAACGUGCACUGUAAUCGGCCACCGUCAAAGUUUACAUGAUUCAUUACUGGCAAUUACUGCAGUGCUUCUGGUCACAUCCUGACCUUUUUAGAAAGCUCGAGCUGAUAUGGAUACGCAGUUAGGACAGGCUGUUGGAUGAGCUGUUGAUUCACUUCACAGGUUCUGUGCCUCUGAAAGCUCAUUGAUGGUAGGAACCGCAGGAUCUGUCAGCCUUAGCACAAUAAAUACUCUUAGAUCACGUCUCUACCUGUAUAUUCAUAGGCUGUAGUUUCGUAAGCCUUAACCCUUGAAGCUGCCAUCAGGAGAAGCAUCGUAAUGUGAAGUCGCACGACCCAUUUGAGCCUUUGUGCCGAACGCUACUCUUGAAAAUCCACUUUCUUGAGAGCCGAUAGUCACACACUGAUAACGAUGUGAACGCUCCUCUGCCCCGUCGAUCGUAGCUCAUCUCACCGAUGAUCGUGAUGAUUUUUGUUGCACUACUUCAUUGUACCUGCUGUCACUGUGAAAGAGCACUUAGUAAAGGACGUGUUAUUGUAUGUGUCAUGACAAAGAUUUUACAAUCAUUAUAGCUGCUCAUGUUUGAAAGACUGAAGAUAUUGGGGUUGGAGUGAACAGACGGUUUUCAUCGUUCCUCAUGAAGCGCUGCUGCUCUCUAGAUGAUACAAAGCACUAAACAGCUCUGUCUGUCUGUGAGAUUCAGCACAGUAUGUGGAGCCUCAAAACAAUUUAGACCUUCAUACUGUUUAGAAAUAAGUGUCUGUAAAACAGAGGAAUAAUACAUCUAGGAAACAAAGCACCAGUAUAUUCAAACGCAAGGUAAUUCUGAAUUAUGAUGCUUUGUUUUAAUAGUGUCACAACCUCAUUUAUGUUUCAAAGAGAUAAUUAAUAAAACAUA